AAGGCAAAAAACUGUAAACAAACGCGUGAUCGGCCUGCACGUGUUUUCUGCUUGCCACAAACGGUUAGCGUUGUAUCGAAUAUCGCACCUCGAGAGUUGCACGGCUAUUGUUGGGAAAGCAAAAUGGAGGAAACAAAACGGACGGACGAGUCUACAAAUGGCGAACCAGUGGGGGCAAGCAUAGAUACGCCACAAGAAGCGAGUAACUCCUGCAGCGACAGCACCACCAUUGUUGCACCAGCGGCAGAACACGAUGGCGGGAAAACUGAACCGAACGAGGGCACACUGAUGGAGGAGAAACCUGUUGAACCAGCGAUUGAAUCAAAUCGAGGAGUGAACGAUCCGGCACGGGACAGUGCUGAUGAACCAAAAGCAGGUGAACCGAAAGAAGCCACAAGCGAAGGAGUGGUUGCCGUCGAAUUGCAUUUGGAUGAGCCUGUAGAAACGCCUGUCGGAAGUGCGGCAGCAGGCGCAGAACUCCCAGCAGAACCUAAAACGGUUGAAAUAAGCGUUGAAAAGGAAGUUAAGGAAACUGUGGAUGAGACCAAAUCCACCGAAGAGCCUGAGAAAGAUUCAGCACCCAGUAAAGAGCCACCUUCCACAAUGGAAUUUGUCGCUCCGGCACCCGUUGGUCAGGCGAUGGAUGUAGAGGACCAUACGGCAGCACCCGUGCCGGUCGCAGUUGUCUCCAUUCAGGAACAGAUCGCAGAAGAGCAAAAGCUCGAGACGGAAGCGGUGGAAAAGAUCGCCAACAGCUCACUCUCAAUGCUGUGCCAGUACUCGGGCAGUUCCGAUUCGGAGGCGGAAGAUACGGACGCAUCCAACGUGGUUGUCGUUGGUUCGAAAGCCAGCUCCUCGUCGUCAUCCUCGUCGGACGAUAGCGAUGUGGAAAUAACGAAGGAAACUCCCGCAAUGUCUGCCGGGGGCUAUCGCAUGCAGGAUGAUCCAAUAUUGGUCAGUGAUGCGGAAACGAUGGAUACCAACGCUGCCUCAUCGGAGGACGAAGAGGACGAACCGAUCAAGGGUCCGAUACGUACUGCGGGUGAGAUACUGCCACACGAGUUGCCCCCGAUCGAGGAGCUGACCAUCACCGUCCCGGAGACGGAGUGUAAACCGAUCGGGCACAUCGAAUCGAUCGUGGCACAGAUCGUGCUGGUACAGUCGGUGCCCGGGGCCGAGCUGCUCAACCUUGACACCGUCCUGUUUCUCGACCGGGGUCAGCGAGCGCUCGGCAAAAUAUUCGACGUCAUUGGCCAGGUAAAUCAGCCCAUCUAUUGCGUACUGUUUAACUCGAACCAGGAAAUAUUGAGCAAAAACAUAACGACCGGCAUGGAGGUGUUUUGCGCACCGCGAACGGAGUACACGUCGUUUAUCAUACUGUCCGAGCUGAUGCGCACCAAGGGGUCCGAUGCGAGCUGGAUGAACGAUAACGAAAUCCCAUCGUACAUGGCGGAACAUUCGGACGAUGAGGCGGAACGGGCGGCGAAACGGAAUCGCAAAAAGAAUGCAGCCAAUCGGCAGCAGGCUGCAGGUGGGGCACAAAAUGAUGACGAUGCCGGUAGCGAGAUGGGCGAUGAGCAGCAGCAGCAGCAGCAACACUAUCGAAAUCCUAGACAGCCGCCUCCGUCCACCUCGAGACCACAGUACCAGCGGGGUAACGGGGGAAGACAGUUUAAUCCGCGCUACCCGUCCGGUCCGUCCAGCUGGCACCACAAUUACAAUCCACGGUACGGUCAACCGCAACAGUAUCGGCCACGGUUUCCACCGCGUAACCAACAAUUCCAGCAGCAGCAGCACUACCAGCACCAUCAGCACCAUCAGCAUCAGCAGUAUCAGCAACAGUAUCAGCAGCAGCAUCAGCAGAUACCGCACAUGCAACCACCACCCCAAGGCAUGGUACUGCCGAAUCCGUUUGCUAACCAGGGCCCACCAAGGCAACCGCCACCGGGACCGUACUAAUGCACGGCAGGAUGUAAGUUACAUUUGUUUUAAAAUUAGGAUUAGAAUUUGAAUUAUUCGCAGAAUUUAAGGUUGAAGAAUUACUGAUGCAUUAUUUCAUGUACAGAAAUAUUGGUUGAACUUUAGGGGAGAAAAAUCGUUUUCAAAUUUUACCACAUUUUAUGUUGUGAGCGGCCAGACCGCCACCUACUAUUGGAAUUUAAUUCAUUUUAACUAGCAUUAGGUUACAUAUGAAAACCUUUUUGUAUAUUAAGUGCAAUUAGUUACUAUAGCAGCAAAAUUUUGGUCAACAAAAUCAGGAGACAGUCAGAACAACGGUUCAUCAAACAGAACAAAUCAGUAGCUCUUAGUCAGAAACCCAGAAUGGGCAUCAUCAUCAUUAACAUGUUUUUUUUUUUCUAGCUAAAAUAGUAAAUUAAAUAUCUUAGAAAUAGAUUGCAA
This is a messenger RNA of Anopheles arabiensis, 2400 nucleotides long. Its product is annotated as H/ACA ribonucleoprotein complex non-core subunit NAF1. Gene Ontology annotation, biological process: pseudouridine synthesis; ribosome biogenesis; box H/ACA snoRNP assembly. Lineage: Eukaryota; Metazoa; Arthropoda; Insecta; Diptera; Culicidae. The record is from RefSeq and is a predicted model, not a curated record. The transcript has 2 exons. Gene Ontology annotation, cellular component: sno(s)RNA-containing ribonucleoprotein complex. Gene Ontology annotation, molecular function: RNA binding. The coding region runs from base 124 to 1959 and encodes 611 amino acids.